AUGGAGCAAGAUCAUCAUAGGUUGGAUUCAAAAGUGAUUGCACAACACAUUUUCACGAUGGUCAAGGCCGAUCCAACAAUCAGCAUCAUGGUUCUACAAGGAGGUGUGGAGAAUCAUUUUGGUUACAAGGCGUCCUACAGAAAGGUUUGGCUUGCAAAACAGAGAGUCGUCGCUAGAAUAUAUGGCGAUUGGGAGGAGUCAUACAACAAGCUUCCUCGUUGGUUAUUCGCUAUGCAGAUGUACUUGCUAGGUACUUGGGUGCAACUAGUGACACAACCCUGGCUUGCCUCCACCGACACUGUGAUGUUUCAUCGGUUUUUGAGGGGUGAGACAAAGGAGGCAUGGUCGUUCUUUCUUUCGUACUUACGGGAGCAUGUUACACCACAACCAGGGGUGUUAGUGAUUUCAGACAAACAUAAGCCCAUUGAUGGAGCACUAAAUGCCGAAGGGAGUUUAUGGAAACCGCCGCAUGCCUUCCAAGCGUUUUGUACAAGACACAUUGCAACCAACUUCAUGACCCACUUUAGGAACAAAGACUUGAAGAAGGUUCUUAUUAAUGCAACAUACUCGAAGUCACAUUGUGAGUUCGCUCAUUAUUAUGGCCGUCUAAGGGGCGAAAACGUAGCUAUUACAAACUGGCUUGAAGAAUUGCCACGGUCACAGUGGGCACAUUAUGCUGAUGAGGGUCGUCGAUUUGGUCACAUGACGACCAAUAUCUCCGAGUGCAUUAAUGUUGUUAUGAAGGGUUCCCGCAAUUUGCCAAUCACGGCUCUUGUUAAGUCAAGUUAUUUUCGUUUGGGUGAACUUUUUGCAAGGAAAGGUUCCGAGGCACUGGCCCAACUUCAGGUCGGUGCUGAAUUUUCACAGACAUUGAUGAAGGCCAUAGAAUUCAACUCGAAGCACGUGAACACUAUGAAUGUUUACCAGUUUGAUCGAUCAAGGACAAACUUUACGGUUGAAGAGUUAGCGGCAGUUCCGGGAUCCAGGCAACAAAAUUAUCAGGUGCUGCUUGAUGAGCGCAAGUGUGAUUGUGGGUAA
Messenger RNA from Arachis stenosperma, 1038 nucleotides. RefSeq lists its product as uncharacterized. The record is from RefSeq and is a predicted model, not a curated record. The transcript is spliced from 3 exons. Lineage: Eukaryota; Viridiplantae; Streptophyta; Magnoliopsida; Fabales; Fabaceae. Bases 1 to 1038 code for a protein of 345 amino acids.